Teleopsis dalmanni is the source of this 1125-nucleotide messenger RNA. RefSeq names its product peroxisome biogenesis factor 10 (gene Pex10). Lineage: Eukaryota; Metazoa; Arthropoda; Insecta; Diptera; Diopsidae. Gene Ontology annotation, biological process: protein import into peroxisome matrix. The coding region runs from base 153 to 1052 and encodes 299 amino acids. Gene Ontology annotation, cellular component: peroxisomal membrane. The record is from RefSeq and is a predicted model, not a curated record. The transcript has 2 exons. Gene Ontology annotation, molecular function: zinc ion binding.
AAUCUUAUCUUACAAUAAUUGGCCAAGAAAUGAUGAUAUGUAGGCUAACAGCUGAUUUGUUAUCAGAGUCUGUAGUGUUGUACUUUGAACAGUUUUUAUUUACCAAUUUGCAUUUGCAAUUAUUUUGAAAAACGUGAGAUGAUUUCAUAAAAAUGGAUUUUCGAAAUGCACGAGCACGGCAACCAGAAGUAGUGCGUUCAGUACAAAAAGAUUUGAGAUAUACAAAUGAGCUGACAGAAGAUUUGUCCGAUUUAUUACGUCUGACCGGUGCUAGAAAUUGGAUAAAAUAUAAUCAACUUUGCAAACUCCUAGCCGAGAUAACAUAUCAUGGAUUUGCAUCUGUCAGUAAUCUCCAAACACUUGGAGAAGAGUAUGUUGGUAUUAUUAAGGUGGAUUCAAAGUACAAACAUAUACCAACGCGAUUUGUGCAGUUAAUAGCUAUAAUACUGGAGUUCGGUGGUGAAACCUUAUAUAUACAUCUGCUACAAAAAUUAGAGGUCUACAUUGAGCAACAAGAAAAUAUCUUACCAGAUGCGAAGAAGAAAUUAAUUUCCUGUAUUCAACUUAUGCAGCACUCGCCAAAUUACAUAAAGGCUUUGCACAAGUCUCUAUUCUAUCUACACUCCGAUAAAUAUCAAAUAUCGAAACGUGCAACAGGAAUAAAUUAUGUACUAAUAAGACAUUGGAUACAGCCAGAAUUUUCUUUGUUUGGUUAUAAAAUACUCGGCGUUAUAACCUUUCUACAAGUGUCAAUUUCUUUUCUUAUUAGUGCAUUUGAAAUGUGGAAGGAACAUAGAAGAAAACAGUAUGCUACUUUGGAAAGAAAAUCAUCGAAAACAAUUAUUAAACAUGAAACUGAAGUUGAAUCAGUAACAAAAGCACCACAAUGUGUUCUGUGCUUGGAACCACGAACGAACACUAGCUUGACGCCUUGCGGUCAUUUAUUUUGCUGGACGUGUAUUCUAGAGUGGUUGGAUGAACGUGAUGAAUGUCCUGUUUGUAGAGAGACUGUUAAGAAAUCUAAUGUUAUCCAAUUACAGAACUUUUUAUAGUUAUAAGUUAUUGAGUCAAUAGGUAUACAGCAUAAAAUAUUUUUUAUAUUCUAUUUCUUGGAAAUUCGGUAUU